Messenger RNA from Engraulis encrasicolus (European anchovy), 2144 nucleotides. It is a transcript of the gene fez2b, whose product is annotated as fasciculation and elongation protein zeta 2b. The transcript has 8 exons. Bases 58 to 1263 code for a protein of 401 amino acids. Gene Ontology annotation, cellular component: cytoplasm; axon. The record is from RefSeq and is a predicted model, not a curated record. Lineage: Eukaryota; Metazoa; Chordata; Actinopteri; Clupeiformes; Engraulidae.
AAAGCGUCUGUCUCCCAUGCGCGAACUUCAGAGUCUCUCCUCGUCCCGUAAACAGCGAUGGCUGCCCCGUUGGCACAUUUCGACGAGGACUGGCAGGACUUCAACGAAUUCAGGCCAACAUCUGAAUGGCCAAAUCAGUUGGAUCAGAUAAACUCCAAUGUGGGCGAUUCGACGGGAUUCGAGGACUUUUCAGAUUUUGACAACAGCUUCUCAGGGGAGAUAUGCAGCUUCAAGUCUAUGGAGGACCUUGUAAACGAUUUUGACGAGAAACUGAAUAUGUGUUUUCGGAAUUAUAACACAAAGGCAGAAAACAUCGCUCCAGUGAUGCCCAUUACAGAGGACAACUUCCUCAAGGACGACGGAAUCUGGAAUGCACUGACUGAUAACUAUGGUAACGUGAUGCCGGUGGACUGGAAGACCUCUCACACGCGCGCACUUCACCUGCCCACCCUGGACCUGAAAGAGCUAAGGAAAGAGGACAACUCCUCUCUGGAUCUGUCGGACGACGAGGAGCUGAGGGAGCAGAUGGACAUGCACUCCAUCAUCGUGUCCUGUGUCAGCGAUGAGCCGCUCUUCACUGCCGAGCAGGUGAUAGAGGAGAUUGAGGAGAUCAUGCAGGAGUCUCCUGACCCCGAGGAAGAUGAGGAUGAGGAGGAGGGCCCGUCUCAGACAGACAUGAACAUGCUCUGCCAGCAGAUGGACACGCUACACAGAUCCAGCUCCACCAGCAGCUACGAAGAAAGCCUGCGAGGCCUGUCUAUGUCGGAGCUGAGCGAGCGUCUGGCGGGCGUGGAGGGUCUGAUCCGGGGACUGUCGGAGGAGCUGGUGCAGCAGCUGGCGCUGCGCGACGAGCUGGACUUCGAGAAGGAGGUGAAGAACCGCUUCAUCUCGCUGCUCAUCACCGUGCAGAACCGGCAGAAGGAGCACCGGCAGCUGCUGAAGCGGCGCGGAGGCAAGAUCCGCAGCCCCAGCCUACAGCAGGGCAGGGGGGAGAGGACGCACGUACCGGGCACGGUAAGCACACACACGUCAGUAAAUACAUACAAGAUCCGCAGCCCCAGCCUACAGCAGGGCAGGGGGGAGAGGACGCACGUACCGGGCACGUAUCUUACCACAGUAAUUCCCUAUGAACAGAAGAAUGGGCCGCCAUCAGUGGAAGACCUUCAGUUUCUCACUAAAAUACUGAAUGCCAUGAAGGAUGACAGUGACAAAGUCCCCAGCCUUCUGACCGAGUACAUCCUAAAAGUGUUGUGUCCCUCCUAGUUCUCUGAGAGAGUGGCGGAACCUUCCGGCUGGAGCCAGCAAUGCAGUCAAGUCAACCACAGGUGUCCUCCCUCCACAGGCCUCAUUUCAAACUUCAGGCCCUGUGGUUUCAAAUAUGUAGUUAUGCUACAUCGUGAUUUUUAUUUUAUUUUUGGUUUAUUUUUUAGUGUUUUUUUUAUUUUUUAAAUUCUAUAACAUAUUUCAAUUGUCACCCUAACUGUUAUAUUUUGAUAUCAAAUGUUCGUUUGUUAGGGUUUUUUUUAAUGCAUGUGAGAUCGUAAUAUUUUAGUGUUGCAUAUCGCCAGUCAGCAGUAUUACUCCCAUGUGUCAUGUGAUCGUCAAGGCUGGACGUGGCCAGUUGAGUUUACACAGUCCCCUUUCCUAGUGCCGCCAUUGAGAAAGCCAUGUGGAAAUGACGUACAUGGUGCCCGUACGUAGCACUCAAUCCAGCUAGGGGACGAUUCACCUUGGUUGGUAUAGUGGUAUUUCAUUGGACAAAAGCUUGGUUGGCAUUAGUAGGUCUGGGUCUGAUGUCUAGAACAACAGGGAUGGCAGUUGCCAGCAGCCUCAAGCUAAAAACUCUCGUAAAAAUUAAGUUGAUGGUCAGUUUUAGACAAUAAGGGGAUUUUUACCAUUUCUUUGUCAGUGGCAGGUGAAGGUUCAGCGUUUUUAUGGUGUUGCAUUUCCAGCCCUGGUGCAGAGAGCAUUAUACAGGAAUACAGUAUGAGGGUAGCUCCAAGGGCAAAGACAGGGCUUCCAGCCCAGUGAGCAGCACUGUGAGAUGAUGUUGGUUGGCAUCGUCUUAUCAUGUAGCACGUUGAAAACCCCAAGCCUCCAGUCCGAAGGCAUUAUUACACCCUGCUGGGGUGGCAAACACUUUG